Molecule: messenger RNA, 11477 nt
Organism: Macrosteles quadrilineatus (aster leafhopper)
Lineage: Eukaryota; Metazoa; Arthropoda; Insecta; Hemiptera; Cicadellidae
Gene: Smg6
Product: telomerase-binding protein EST1A
Exons: 27
Coding region: 98-5629 (1843 amino acids)
Biological process (GO): nuclear-transcribed mRNA catabolic process, nonsense-mediated decay
Cellular component (GO): telomerase holoenzyme complex
Molecular function (GO): protein binding; telomerase RNA binding; telomeric repeat DNA binding
Source: RefSeq, a predicted model, not a curated record
GCUGGAACCUCAAACUCAAACCUCAAAGUAAAGAAAAAACAUUGUUCUGGAAACUAUCAUGUUUAGUUGAUAUUUAUAUUUGAUUGUGUUGUUUAAGAUGACAGAUUUUAGAGAAGGAAAGUUGUCCAGAAAUUACCUCAAAGACGAGAUGUCUACGGUUGGAAGAAAGGGAGGUAAGCCUCAAGUAGAAAUUUAUCGACCAGGAAGCGGUCCUUUGCGAAAAUCAGCUUAUGGUGAAGAAGAAUUUUACGGAGAAGGGUUUUGUGAAAGUAAUCCAAGCAGGGAAAGAGAAGAGCGAUACCCUAGAAAGAACCACUCUAAAAAACUAGUUGAUGAUUUUGACAGGUUGAGCAUCUGUUCAGGUAACUCACUGAAGGAUAGAAGGUCAACGAGCUUAUGUGGUAGCACUGGUAAUCUGAGUGACCCAAAAAGGAGAACAAAGAAACCAGAAGUUCCCAUUUAUGUUCCACCAAAACCUACACCAGCAUUGCCGAACAAUCAAGAGAACAAACUAUUCAAAACUAGAAACUAUAACAGUACAAAACGAAGUGAUUCAUUUAGAAGAGAUGAAGCUCAUAAAAGAGAUGUUGAAACACCUGUAAGAAAGAAUGAAGACAAAGAAAGCCAAUGGUCAGACAACAGGACUCUUAGAGGUGGCUCAGAACCACCAAAACCACGACAAGAACCAAGGAAACCAAAUGAGAGAGAUAAAACCCGUCGACCGAGAAAAAAUAAAAAAAGGAAUAGCAGACGAGACAUCAGGGAUGAGAAUAUUAAUCAAACUAAUGGCAUCCAAGAAAAAAUAACUCCCUUAUUAGAUAUAAAAUUUGAUUACAACCCAAUGAUCAAAGCAGGAAGUAGUUUUGAUAUUACAGGCUAUGAAACUAACGGACACACGACAACUGAUAAUGAGAGUGAGAGGGAUCCUCUAUGUUCUAGGAAAAACAAUUCCCUUCAACAUCGUAACAUGAGACAAGCCUCAGAACCUAGAUCAUUGCCUUUAUCAUCCCUACACAUAGAUAAACAAGGGCGAGAUACUAGAAGUGUGGAACCGACCGAUGAGCAUCAGUGGCAACAAGAAAGGUCCACCCAAAAACCACCGUCUGGCCAAUACGGACGAAGAGGGAACAAACAGUCCUACUCCAAACACAAGCAAUAUCAUUUGUCUUUUGAAUCACUCCCGCCUCGAUUGCAGAAAAAGUAUAUGGAAGAAAAUGGUUUGCAAGAACCACCUGUUCAUCCUACAUACAGUGGCAAUAUCAAUGAUAAACCUUACAUGGGGUCCAAUCCAGACUUAACUUACAAUGGGACAGGGUCAGAACCCUUUUACAGUUCACAAUCAUCUAGUUUCAAUCCCGCUGCAAAAUCAUCAUAUGUCGGAAUGAAUACAACUUAUAUUGGAACUAAUUCAGAGGAUGCAUGGGAUGGCGGUUCUUUAACUUUUCAAGGCAAUAAUCAAACAUUUUACUCAACCGUUCCUCCACCAACAAUGUUCCAUCAUCCUCCACCACCCUUAAUUACGACCCAGGCACCUCCCCAUUUUUGGUCCCAAACACUACCUCAUGUAAGAGGUAGGGGAAGGGGACGAGUUCCCCAUCAUGAGUUGGAGAGAGAACGAAUUGCCUUUGAAGAAGCAAGAAUGGCAAGAUCAUUGACUCCUGAUGCUCUAGGGGAGCUUGAAAGGUUUGAAGAAAAAGAUUCUUUGUCUCCUAAGGAAAGUUUGAAACUUGAAAAGGAAAAAGAACCCUCUCAAAGUAAUGAUGCUUCCAACACUCCAAGGUCUAAUGAAAAGGAAGAAAAAUCACUAGGAGAAACCAAAACCAGUGGCCUGGAUGCUAGUGAAAACGAAAGUGCCACCUCUAACAAGAGCCCUACUCAGUCCACGAGUCCACAAGAUUUUAUAUUCAAAAAACCGAUUACAACUAGCAUGAACUGGGCAGACGAAGUAGAGUUGAGUGAGCAAAUGCAAGAAGCAUUAGAUGAGAAGGAUUCUGGAGAUAACACUUGGAGUUUGGCAAGCAGUCACUUUUCUCCACCAACUCUGACUGCAACAGACAAGACUGUAGCGUCAUCGCCUCCCAAAGACCGGCGAAAGAGAAGGAAAAGGAAGAGAGGAAGAGGAAAUAACGAUAGGAGCAACAGCAGAGAAAGGUUUGACAAGAGCAACGCCAACAAUGGUCGACGUGGUUCUGUUGAUGAUGUGGUACUCAGAGAGUCUCGCAAUAGGAAAAACAGUGGCAGUGACAAAAAUUCUGUAUCAAGAAGUAGAAAGAAUAGUGGAGACGAUAGGCAUUGGCCGAGAAGUAGAAAGAAUAGUGGAGACGAUAGGCAUUGGCCGAGAAGUAGAAAGAAUAGCGGAGACGAUAGGCAUUGGCCAAGAAGUAGAAAGAAUAGCGGAGACGAUAGGCAUUGGCCAAGAAGUAGAAAGAAUAGCGGAGACGAUAGGCAUUGGCCGAGAAGUAGAAAAAAUAGCAGUGACGAUAGAAACUGGAGGGUCGAGACUAGAGAUCCAUAUGACAACUUUAGAAUCUCUAGAUCCGACAAUAAAUUUAGCAGCAGAACCAGUAGUAGGAACAACAGUAGACAUAAUAGCCGGAGCAACAGCAGAAACAACAGUGUAGAAAGGUGGACUCACGACGAAUACUUGAAUUUCAACGGAAGCGAGCGCAAGUUGAGAGGAGGUAGCAAUGAACGGUUUCGAAGAAAUAGCGUGAAAAGCCAUUCUAGCUCCGGGAGGAGAAGAGGAAGUAGAGAUAUCAGUCCUGAAAGAAUGAAGGAGCCCAAACAAGAAGAGAAUUGGAGAGAGGAAGCGAGAAGGUUAAAUGGCCCUGGACCAUUUGGUGAAACUAAGAAACAAGAACAGAGAAAACAAGGUGGUGGAAUUUUGGUCCUCCCUCCUGCCAAAGAGACUGACUCAAGACUGAAUAGUCAGGUGAUCCAUACUCAGAAACAGCUGUUUGAUCCAAGUAAUCCCGACAAACCACUGAUAGUCAACACCCCAGUAGAUAGUGCCAGGAACUCAUAUCAGUAUGGGGCACACCCUGAACAAUCGUACAAUCCUCCAUCACAGAUGAUAACUGCUGAAGGCCAUUUUGUCAUGCCCAUGGCUCAUAGUAUGCCAGUGGUUCUUAACCCCAAUCUAUUGAAGGAAGCUGACAUCAUAGAAUAUGAACUUAAUCAAUUAAUGCAAUCUAACUCUUGGUAUGAAUAUCACGAUGAAAUCAUAAAGAGGAGAAUGAGACUCCAAGAAAUUUUGUGGAUACUGUUAACCAGUGACAUAAAGUUCUGCAAGCAAGAGAAUGUAGAACAACACUUCUGGAAGAUUCUGUACUAUGGACUGCUUGAGUGGUUCCGGAAACAAAUGUCCUCGGCCCCUCACAUGAAGGAGGCCUUCAUGACACCCAUGUUGAACAUCAUUGACGAGGGAAUGAAGUACUUUGAAGACACGUUGAGAGUUCUGGAAGAUUGUUAUCAGUUCAAACUAGAUGAUCACCUUGUGACUGGCUCCAGUCAAGCUAAAGGCAAACCUGUGUCACUGGCACUGGUGAGUGCUCAGAAGAUUCUGCUUUUCCUGGGAGACCUAGCACGGUACAGAGAACAGGUGCAAGACACAGCAAACUAUGGACUGGCUAGACAGUGGUACAUGAAGGCUCAACAGUUAAACCCAAAAAAUGGACGCCCGUAUUAUCAGCUAGCAAUACUGGCUAUGUGUGUUACAAGAAAGUUUGAUGCUAUUUACUACUAUAUGAGAAGUUUGAUAGCGGCCACCCCAGUCGUGUCUGCAAAAGAGAGUCUACUUACAUUGUUUGAUGAAAAUCGCAAAAAGUUUGAACAGUCUGAGAGAAUGCGACAUGAGGAACGAGAGUUGAGGGAACGUGAGAAGAUGAAGGAGAAGGAAGGAGACAGAAACAACCGUAGUCAUCAGCUGAGACGGGAGAUCUGGAUACAUCCUGAGGGAGGGAGGAGAGUUCACCGUACUACCAGCACAUCUGCUCACACGGACUCUGACUCCGAGACAGAACUGGGCGCCCUGCCACAUCUGGAGUUAUCAAAGAGGUUCUACAUGAGUUUUAUUCAUGUUCACGGCAAGCUGUUUAUGAAAGUUGGUAUGGAGAGUUUCCCAUCAGCAGCACUGCAGAUGCUGAGACAGCUGAGAGCCCUGCUUCAGCACUCCCCCCUCCCCUUGACCAACACCAGGCUACUGCAGCUACUGGCACUCAAUAUGUUUUCCAUCGAAAACACUCAACUGAAGAACAGUGAGCUAGGACCUGGCUACCGUUCGGCCAUGCAAGAGUCUGCACUGAUUGUGUCCCUACAGAUGUUCAACAUUCUACUAGAGCGAACAAACCAGCUCCUGAUAGACCAGCAGAACAACACCUAUAAACACAUUGUUAGUGAUGAUGUUCAAACACUGCUGCCUGCCAUCAAAGUCUGGUGUGAUUGGCUCCUCUGUCACAGCAGUGUCUGGAACCCUCCUCCAUCAUGUCACGACUACAGAGUGGGCCCUGCUGGGGAUGUAUGGGCAAGGUUAGCAACCCUGGUCAACCUACUGGAGAAGGUGGAUUGCCAACUUCUCUCUGAGCAUCCUAAAGAAGAUCAUGUACAAGUGAGACUGCCCGAGGAUGCCUCCCUAGCUGGAUUCUUCCCAUUGAUGUGCAACUGCUCAGACCCUGUCUAUGUCAACAAGGAGUGUAACAUGGAUGUAGCUCAAGUGAGUCUAAGGGUCAACAGGAUCUUGUUCUGUGGGACAGUGUUUCUGUGUGGGGUUGAUCCUCCUGUGUUGAAGCUACACAAGAACGAUACUGGCAACAGCGAAUACAUCUCAGUGGUGGAAACUCCUAGUCCUCCCACUCAGAGUGAUGGAGAGUUGUGUGUGGAGAGUGUCAGUGGAGGUGAUAGUCAGGACUCAGGACAGGCUUCUGAUGAUGACAAUCAAGACUCUCCAAGCCACAUGUCUAAUGCUCCUGGUGAGAUACAAAGUUUACUGAAACGAAAACAUGAAUUGGAACGGUCGCAUAGACAACAAGAGAGAAGGCGACAGAAAGUACAGAGUAUACUGCAGAGUUCCCUAGUAAGUGUAGAGAUAGAAGUGCGGCCACACUAUCUGGUAGCUGACACCAACUGUUUUAUAGACUAUCUGCCUCAACUACAAACCAUUGCCAAGGCAUCGUCAUCAUCCCAGCCUCACAUGUACACGCUCAUGGUGCCUCUAGUUGUGUUGAACGAGUUGGAUGGCCUAGCACACGGCAGGAGAGACCCAUCAGCCAGACCACAACACAGAGCCAUGGUCACUGAGAGUGCAGCACUUGCACUGGAGUUCCUCAGGAGUAAGACUGGUCCUGGAGUGCGUUGUGUCACCACUAGAGGCACUGUACUCAACUCUGCUGCCUUUACUAGUGAAGAGGACUGCCAGGAUAUGACAAAUGAUGAUAAAAUCCUCACAACAUGCUUAAAGCUGUGUCAUUCAUCCAACAAGGAAGAACAAGUGGAAGGGUGCCCACGCAAGCUAUGGAGAGAUGUUGUUCUGUUGACAGAGGACCGCAAUCUCAGGGUGAAAGCUUUAGCAAGAGAUGUGCCAGUCAGAGAGGUGGCUGAUUUUUUACAAUGGGCAGGAUUAGAGUUAGGCUGAACGUUUGAACUAGUUUGUUCUUUAAAGAAACUGAGCUAAUCACUGCUGUUGGACCAUUGCUUUGCUCUUCCUCAGCCACUCAAGUGUAGUUCACUCAAUUGAAUGAAGUUUGGCAAGAAGCUGACUGCCAACAGCUGUUCAUCAUCAUUUCACACACUUGAACACACACUUUUCAAACCAUCUAUUUAAACUAGCUAAUGAGACCGAGUGUAAAGCAAAAAAGAGUUUGUUAGGUUUUAUUUUAUUUAGUUAUUAUAAACCACAACCACUAUAACAACUUCGUUAAAAGUAAAAAAUUCUGUGUAUUGUUUUUUCUUUGUUAUAACUUUAGAAACUUUUUUUGUGCCUUAAAAGUGUUAAUUUUAGUAGUCAUGGUGAUAUACCAUGGUGUUUUUAGUGCAAUCACAUUGUUUACACAGGCAGGCCUUUUGUCUAACUUGAUUGAUAUGACAUGAUUUUAAUAGACAAAAUGUGUUUUUACUUCAAAUAGUUUAUUAUGACUUUUCAUAUAAUAAAUAUCAUAUAAUAAUAUAUGAUAAUAAAUCAAUUUUGUUUUGUUAUAUGGUGAUAAAUGCUGUAUGCUGAAGAUAACAGAUAGUCAAAUUCAAAUAUAAUCUAUCUGAUUGAAACUCUUAAGUGAUUUUUAUUCUAUCUGGCUUGUGGUAACUAACUUGAAGUUGAGAUGUACGAUAAUGUUUUACAGUAUUUAAAUAAUCACUCUAAAAAGUUAAUUUACAACUUUAUAGACUGUUAAAACAUUUUGUUAUCUAGUGUUUUUGUUUUGCUUUCUACCUCUAAUAAACCACAGAUUUAGACAUAAAAAUGCAUUUGUUUGUUAAAUAUACUUGAAAAUCUACAAAUGCAGUUGUACUUAAAGAAGUUGUCUUGGUAUUCUAACUAAUCAUUAAUCAAUAUAUUAUCCCUAAAUUGAUUAACAUGUUGAGAUUGAUUUCUCAGUGUUCUCUCCAUUACUAGUUUAUGUAGUUCCCAUAAGGUGAUGAACUUUAGGCUUAGUUGAUUUUGAUACAGAAUUUGUAUGUUUAAUUUUCUUAAUUAAACUUUCUUUGAUAUCAUACCUACCUUGUGUGAAUAAGAGUAUAAAAUAACAAGUGUAGUAAUGUUUAUUUCAGCAAUGUUAAGUUUUUUGUUUAGUUUCAUGCCAUAUAUAUUAUGAAGAAGGAAUGUACCCAUCAUUAAAUAAAAUAAUUAACUGCAAAAAUGUUUUGCUGUGGAUAAAUCUUAUUUAUUAUAUAAGAUCACUAUUGAACAUUGAAUAACGAGUAGACAAUGUUAUACCAUUUUUAAUUUUCUUACGCAAUAAUAUUUUUUUUUUUAAUUUUUUAAAUAAGAUGUUUUUAUCUUUAUCUGCUUGUGCUUCAAACAAUUUCAUGUCGUUUUGAACACAAAAGUUUUUGCAUCUAGACAACUCAUAAAAAUGUUACAUAGCAAGAUACUUCCGUUAUUGAACAUCCUUUUGCUUGGCGUUUGUACAUUUAGCUUUAAACAUUUGAUUGUUUUUGUAACGGCUUUAAUCACAGAUGUUGUCACUAGGGCCUAAAGUGACUCUUUUCAGCCCAAGGUCAAGUUUAACUGGUAAAUGAGCAGUGGUUGUUUUUGACCAAGUGAUGAACUAAACAUAUUUUUGUCAUGCUGCACCGUUCUUUAUACUAAAUUAUAUUCAAAACAAAACAUAAACUCUGUACAUUGUUUCCCUUUAUAAAAAUUAUCUCCCAAAAUCUUUUCCUUCUCAUUUUGCUAUGAUACAUGAACAGAUAUUACUGUUAUUUAGAUGCAAUAUAUGUACCCCGUCGAUACUGAUAAAUUAAUACAGUAUUUUAUUGAUGAAAUUCUUUCACAUUUCAGUUUGGCUGAAUGUCGAAUAAGAGAUAUCUUUAUCGUGAAAAGGGGAAUUUUUAAAAUUUAAUGUUUUUUUAACAUAAAAAAUUACUGCUCCAUACUGGCAGCUCCGUACUUGGCCUGUGCAAUGGCGCCACUUACCGGUGUCAUUGGUAAACAGAAUGGCGCUAUUUACAACUUUGUGUCUGAUGUGUUCACUUUGCUGUUUGUUAAGACAAUUUUUUAAAUUAUUGAAUCUCACGCUACAUGCAUCUAGGUCAGUGAUACGUUUUGCCACAAAGAAACGAAUGAAUAAUGAUUUUUCCCCCUCAAAAAUAAACAUUUAACAAAAAUAGUUCAGCUCAGCAAUUAAUUGAUCACUUUAUUCAGUAGUUGUGGUCAGUGUACACAAAAACUUGUCCUAAUCAAUAUCAACAUAGAGUUCAGUCUUAUCAGGCCAUUACUAAAAUUGUCACUCCUGCUGCUACCUGUAGAGUUAGGACUACUUAAAUUAAUAUGGGUCUACUUUAAAAUUUUAACACAAUUCUUUGACUGCCUGAAAUAUAAACAAUAAAUACAAUAUAUCUAAAACUAUACUAUUAUAGUUUAACAAGAAAGGUGAAAACUAAUUAUUUUACUUUAAAACAUUCCCGAGUAACGACGUAUCACUUGUGUUAUGUACACAUUCUAUCAACCUAUUACAAAAACUAUUGAGAGAGUUACUUCUUUGCGACAUUUAUCUCCUGAUGACUGAAGGUUUUAUGGUCCUAAUGCAAUGAUUGAGGCUAAAGUGCAGUAAUGGGUUAGGGAAUGUAAAUAUGACCAUGAAAACCUUUUUCUUUCGUGUUCUUCUGAAAGAGGUCUACAUAACCACCAAAAACCAAAUUCCAUCCGAAAUGCAAAUUGUCGCGGCCUUUUUAAAUCUCCCUUACCCUUACUCCAUAGGGCUCAGGGCCAUUAACUUCAGUCAGCUGGUGUUUCUUUCUUGCAGUCAAAAACAUAUCACUGACCUUAUCUAGUAUGCGGUGGGAGAUUAAUUUUUUUUAAAUUUAAAUUUGCUAGAUUCACGGCAAAGAUUACAUGUCAGAUACAGAGCUACAAAUUUCGCCAUUCUGAUCACAAAUAAUGCCAGUAAGUUGAAGGAGCCUUAUUACGAUGUACGCCCAAUCUUAGAAGCUAUUUGCACAAAUGGCCCUUACUUAAAAAACUACCCUCGCACUUGUUGUUAAUCGGGACUAUUUUUUUCUGCAAAAUUGGCAGACCAAUUGUACAGCUAUAAAGAGUUUAGCUGAUGUUCUCUCAGCUGUUUCAUUUUCGUCUUUGUGAAAAAAGACCAACUAUAAACCAGCAACGCAUGUGAUAAAAACAGCUUUUUCGUCAUACUGCAACAAAAUCAGCCUUUUUUAAUGCAUAUGUCGCGGGUCUAACGUAGCAUUUUUAUUUACUCUUUAGGGAGUAAAAAGGGUUGUUAGCCCCUUGGGUGUAAAAAUCAGCUGUUGUCAACUCAGUUGUAAAUUUUGAUAGUAAACAAAAUUACAUGUAUCAAAAAUAUAUAUUGAUUGUUUAAUUGAUAGUAGUUAAUUGUUGCCUUAUUGUAAAUAGUUUGACAUAUCGAGAUUAUAAUGUACACUAACACAAUCGUAAUAGAUGAAAUGAUUGAAUCACUUUAGCCUUGGUUUCUCUGAACCACGCUGCGUUAUUGCGUGAUCCGUGAUUUGUGAUACGCGGUAAUCAUGCGUGCAUGAUAAAAAAUAAGGGUGCUUUCUAUGACUCCAUCCUUGCAGCGCGUGAUUAUAUCUUCAGCCAUAGACAACAUGGAUGUCAGACUCGUUGCCGUAGCUUUGCUGCUGGAGGAGGAGGAUAGUGAAGAAAAUUUACUAGUGAAUUUAGUAAAUGAGGACUCUUUGGCAUAGAGAAGAAGGGUGUUUUAGAACUCUGAUUACCAGGUAUUUAAUUGAAUAAUGAAACUAAGUUUAGGGAAUUUUUUAUGCUUUCAAAACAGUUGUUUUGAGUAUGAGUAUGAGUACUACGGUAAUAGCUUAUGAAGCACGUGAAGUCAGAGAAAACACCCCCGUAGCAAUAGCUGCAACAGACUUUUGCGUGAUUACAUCAUCGCGGAUCCCGCAUCCCGCAGUGACGCUGCGUGAUUCAAAGAAACCAAGCCUUUAAUAAGCAGCUGCUUGUUUCCAUUAGCAAAUUAAAUUGAAAACAAGGUAGAAAUAGUUUUUAGAGGGUACCCUUAAAUGAAAACUAUCUUAACAUAGUUUGUUCAAGUAAUGGUGCAAUAUGACAAAAAAUCUAGUUCAUCACAUGGGCAAAAAGUCUCUUUUCAACCCUCGCUCAUUUUCCGACCUCGCCUUUUCCUCAAUCGUAAAACUUGAGCUCAGCUUGAAGAGUCACUUUGGGCACUAGUGAUGAAAUAUACUAUUUUCUGCUAUAUGAUAGAAAAAUAUUGUUUUUAAAAUCUUGAUUAGGUGUUAACAUAGCAAUAAUAGUACGAAUUUCUGUAAUAUUUUAAAAGUACAAAUGCAUUAGCCUACCCAGUAAAUAUUUUGUGUCUGAUGAUUUUAUUGAAUAAUAUUUAGCCUUAUCUGUGGAAUUGAAGGUAAAAAUCUUGCGUCAUGCUUACAGUGCAAGAUACAGGUGAAUACUAAGAGUAAACUUGAGUGUAGUUUGAGAAUGGUCCACUAGUAACACCUUUGAGCCUUAAUGCUGGUAAUUUUAAAGUGUGGUUUUCUUGUAAUGAAUAAAAACAAUGUUGAAGAAUAAUGUAACUCUUUUUUAAAUAUUGAAUUUUACACUCUUGGAUAAUUUACACGUCUAAUAAAAUUAAUUGUAAUACCAAUCAUUCUUAUUAUAGCUUUGAUGCCUGGCCAAUAGCAAAGUACAAAUCAGUGAAUCUGUUAAUUAUGGUACUGUAAAUUAAUAAGUUGCAAAUGAGGGAUUAUUUUAGUAACUAAACUCCGUUCACAAAAUUUAGUCAGUAUCAGGGAAAGCGAUUUCAUCCCCUCAGCCUCACCCUAACAUUGAAACAGCAACUGACAGCUGAUCAGUCUAUAUAUAGAUUAAGCUAAACAAGUGGUGGGGAACCUAGGAAACCAUUCCCCUAAUCCGCCUAAAUUGUAUGAACGGACUAUAACUAGUUUUAAUAUUAUUAUUACCAACUAAGAUUGGGAUGCCACCUGGGUGUGAAUUUUAACCCAAAUAUGAAUGUAGAAUGGAGUGAGAUGCCUUGUGUAGAUUUUUUACUGACGAAGAUCACUUGUCUCUUUGUCAGGAUCAUUUAUUAAAAGUUGUGAAUAUGUUAAUGUUCAUUUCAUUUAUUGACUAAAAAAUGUAAGUAAAACUGAUAAACUAUUGGUCAAUUAGGUAAAAAUUGAUGUUUUGUGCCAGUUUAUUGAUUAAACGUUUAGUUUUGAAUGUUUGUGGAAGUUAAACUUAGUAAUGGUAGUGUUAUUUGGAGAAAGUUAUGUACCAUAAUUUCCUUUUUCACUAAUAGAGACCAGUAAAGCGUAAUGCAGUUUUUAACGUGAAGCACUGACAUGUUAUCUCACUGUUGUAUUUGUAUUCCCUACUUUUACUGUUGUUGAGCACUAUAGAUAUAUUUUAUGUACAAAUCUUCUGUUGUGUACAAAUUAUAAUAAUUGUUAAGCAAUUAUGGUACUAGCGUUAUGAAGUAGUUUUGUAGAAUUUGUAAUGUUUUUAACAAUCAAACUAAUUACAAGCAGUGAUAUAGUGUAGAUAAAGAAUUUCAUUUUCCUUCACAUUUUAGGGAUAAUUGAUUAUGCAUGAUCUCGAAUUUUAUUUAUAUUCUUAGACUUUAAUUAUGAAUGAUGUUUUCGAUCAUCAGAUAAGGUGCAUGAAAAUCAUUAUUAACAUGUUUUAUUAUAGUUUUAAUUUUUACUUUAAUUUUAGACCAUCCUCAGGUUAAAUAUUUUGUACUUAAUAUUUGAAGCAAAGCUAGGAUACUGCCUUUAGUGAAGGUGUAAUAAAGGAAUGAAUUAGGUGUCCA